This is a messenger RNA of Nematolebias whitei (Rio pearlfish), 481 nucleotides long. RefSeq names its product protein RCC2 homolog. The record is from RefSeq and is a predicted model, not a curated record. NCBI's taxonomy places the organism in Eukaryota, Metazoa, Chordata, Actinopteri, Cyprinodontiformes, Rivulidae.
CUUCUGACUGGAGAAGAUGCCACGUAAGAAGGUGACGGACGUGUCGGGGAACGGCGGGGUGAAGAGGAAGAGGGCGAGCGGCAAGAGGAAAGACCGGGACUUCAGCAGCGACGAGGACUUUGACUUCGAGCAGGAGAAUAACAAAAAACCCAGCAAGCCCGCCGCCAAGUCGGGCCUGCAGCCCGUCACCGUGGCGGACGACGUCAAGGAGAAAAUAAAACUCGAGUUACCAAAGGUCAAAGGUCAGCUGCUCAUCUUUGGCGCAACUAACUGGGAUUUGAUUGGACGGAAGGAGGUGCCCAAACAACAAGCUGCUUUCCGUAACCUGGGUCAGAACCUGUGGGGUCCACACCGUUACGGCUGUCUGAACGACAUCCAGGUGAGCUGCGUGGCGUCCGGUCCCUGCGCCGCUCACAGUCUCCUCAUGACCACCGAGGGCAAGUUGUGGAGCUGGGGUAAGCUGCGCCGGGCGCUCCGCUAG